UUAAGCAAAGCAAACAUAGAAGAUAAAGAGGAGGAAGAAGAAGAAAUAGAAAACGAGCAUGGGAAGAUCUCCUUGUUGUGAUGAAGAUGGUCUGAAGAAAGGACCAUGGACUCCCGAAGAAGAUCAAAAGCUGGUUCAGUUCAUAAAGAACCAUGGCCAUGGUAGCUGGAGAGCUUUGCCUAAGCUUGCAGGUCUCAACCGAUGUGGGAAGAGUUGCAGGCUAAGGUGGACGAAUUACUUGAGGCCUGAUAUCAAGAGAGGAAAGUUUUCUCAAGACGAAGAACAAACCAUCCUGUAUUUGCAUUCCAUUCUUGGAAACAAGUGGUCAGCCAUUGCAACACAUCUGCCGGGGCGCACAGAUAACGAAAUCAAGAACUUUUGGAACACACACUUGAAGAAGAAGCUGAUUCAAAUGGGGAUCGAUCCGAUGACCCAUCAACCCAGAACCGAUAUCUUCGCAAGCUUGCCUCAGCUGAUAGCCCUCGCUAGCCUUAAAGACCUCUUCGAGAAUCCAUUGCAGGCCGAGGCUGCUCAGUUGGCUAAGCUUCAAUACCUCCAAUUUCUCCUCCGAUCUUCUCCUUCAAUGACCAACAACAACAGCUAUGGCGGCGGCGCCAUUGCAGACAUGGAAGCAGCUUCUCUCAACUUAUUAAAUUCAACCAAAUUUUCACUUGGAAAUAAUAUUAUUAAUGAAACCCUUCAAUCUCAACUGCUCCACCAUCCACCACAACAACACGUCCCUUUCGGUUUCCAAACAUCGUUGAAUAAUAUGGAGAAGAGAACAUCAAUGAAUAGUGAUGAGAUGGGUCAGUGCUCCAACUUUGUCGUCGGAGAUAACCUAACCGAUAACUCAUCGUCGUGGUUUCUUCAAUCGCCGACGACCCCUCCGGUAACAUCGGGAGCCGCCGGCUAUGCAUCGGUGAGCAAUAAUCCGGGAGAUACGAGCAGCGCCUCGAGCUACAAUGGCGCGGCAGCCGCCUCUCCGUACUGGUCUGAACUCUUCUUCGACGACUCUAUCAUGCAUGAGACUAUUUCAUAGAUAUGGUUUUGUUUUUUAUACUAGAAGAGUGUUGGGUAUCGGAUUUUUCAUUGUUUGUAGUUACUGUAGAUAACUAAAAUGCA
Messenger RNA from Hibiscus syriacus, 1122 nucleotides. RefSeq names its product transcription factor MYB93-like. The transcript has 3 exons. The record is from RefSeq and is a predicted model, not a curated record. The coding region runs from base 59 to 1039 and encodes 326 amino acids. Lineage: Eukaryota; Viridiplantae; Streptophyta; Magnoliopsida; Malvales; Malvaceae.